UGGAAGCCCGUUGCAAGUCGUAUGAAGGUUUUGCGGUUCGUGUGCUUGCAAAGUAAUAUAAAGGUUUUGCGGUAUACUUUGAAACUUUUCUGGUGUAGCAUCGCAGGUAGUUCAGGUGCUGCCGCGUAAAACAACAAAUCAAACAGUUCAAUAAUUAAUUUGUCGCGAACAAACACACUCGAAGCGAGAAGUAUCAGUUGUGUACUUCACAUUCCGACGAGGGCUGCUUAUUCAAGAUGGCGGAGGAAAAAAUUGAAUUUGAAACAAAACCAGAAUCUGUAAAAUUUACUCGGAAUUACUUUCGGUUUGCUGUUCCUCUGAUGGCCGAGUUUGUCGCAACUUUUCUUCACACUUUCUGGGGAUCUAUGGCCGGUUUCCCGCUUGAUAGAAGCACAAAUAGCUUAAACAGUUCCAUUAUCUCGAGUGACGUCACAAUCGGAUAUCCAGAUUCAAAUUUAUUACCAGCAUUUCAAGCUGGUUUUGCUGUGUGGAUUCUAAUCGUUGGAUUCUUUAAUAUCAGCGUUUUUCACUUCAAUCCUGCUGUAUCUGUUGGAUUCCUGGUUAGUGGUGACCUCGUCAUCUACAUGUUGAUACCAUAUGUUGUUGCACAAUGUCUUGGGGCGGCUGCUGGGGCACAGAUAGCAAAGAGUUUAAGAGGAGAAGAUUUAGUUCCACUAUACAUUCAAGAUGACGCUAAUAUAACAGCUAUAUUCUUCUGCGAGUUCAUCACAACCGGGUUUAUUAUGUUCUUCACGUUAGCCAUGGUUGUGGACAAGACAUACCAACAACACACUGGACCAUUCGCCCUCGGAAUGACUGUGUUUCAAGGAGUUCUUGCUGGAAGAUGGGUCGGGGCUGGCUGUUUAAAUCCAGCCAGAUGGUUUGGACCUGCACUUGUUACUGGUGGGGCUGCGUGGAAUUAUCAUUGGGUGUUGUGGCUUGGAGACUGUGUAGGAGCUUUUGUUUUCGCUAUCAUUUACAUGAUGUUUUUUGCACCCGAGGAUCGGAUCUGGUUUCUGAAACUAAACAAAAAAGUGUCGAAUUUAAAAUCACCGGCCCCCUACAGCGUAACGAAGUUAUGAAAAUUUUAUUAUGAAAAUUUAUAUUUUGUUUUCUUACUUAGCUUACUGUAUCUAGUUCAGUUAUAUUGGUUUGGGGAUUUAAACUUUAUUACGUGUUUUUCAUCCCGGAAAUGGAAAAUGUUCGAGACUGUCUAAACUAUCGAGAUCAGUGAAAGAAAGGCACGUUUCACUCCGGAUAUUUUAACAGGUGGAACACAGGUCAUAAAAAUGAAAUCAUGGUAGCUUAAUUUAAAAUGGUUUGUCAUUUGUAUAAUACGCUAGACUUAAAUGCUCUUUAUGUUGUUUACAGUGUAUGUGUAAGACUCGCAAUGUAUGUCGUAGGGUUAAGGGCUUAGGCGUUAACGUCAAUAGAUCUAUUUGUCAAAAACUUUCUUUACAAUUUCAAUCCUUCAUUAAGCUCACAUACAGUAGGGUGGGGGAAGGUGGGAUACCUUUUUUAUUCUAUCUUUGCGUCCCAUUUGGUAGUAAACAAAGAACAUUAAAGGAAUUAUGAAACCGUAUCCUCGCGACUACCAUAUACCGUUGUUAGUUGUUUAAAACAUGACUAUAGGAUGUUUGGAUAUUAUGUACUGUCCCGUUUCCCCCCACCCUAUACUAUACAUGUUAUAAUUAAGUGACUACGUUAAAUUCCUUUAUAUUUAAUAUGUUCGAUAGUUUUACCGAAAUUUUGAAUAAUGAUGCGUUUUGUCACGUCAGAAGCCUACGCAAGACGUUCGUUUUAGCAAUGCAUCGCUUCAUUGAAUAAACUCGCCUUGUGUAAUUCGUGGGAAGUGAUAAUUACUUUGCAUUUUCUGCUCCAAGCAUGAGAAGCGCUCUUGAAGUAAGCGAUUUGUUCUCAUUCAAGAAAGAGUGCGGUGUUGGUUGCUGUAGUGCAGUGAACAGUUUAAUAAACUGCUAAGCCAUUUUCUGAUAAGCACAUGUUUCAGAUAGUAUUUCUGCUAGAUGUAAACCUUUUAAGUUUUUGUCAUGUGUAUUGAACCUACGAUAAUAUGAGAGAUGAUUUAACAAAUUAUUGUAUACGAG
Messenger RNA from Ciona intestinalis (vase tunicate), 2105 nucleotides. Its product is annotated as aquaporin-like. Gene Ontology annotation, biological process: transmembrane transport; water transport. The record is from RefSeq and is a predicted model, not a curated record. Gene Ontology annotation, cellular component: membrane. Gene Ontology annotation, molecular function: water channel activity. Lineage: Eukaryota; Metazoa; Chordata; Ascidiacea; Phlebobranchia; Cionidae.